UCUGUUUUUCUUAAAACAGAAAAUGUUGCUUAAUCUUGACCUUUUUUAUGACUGUACUUUAACCAAAUAAACCUUUAAUUUAACUGAACGGUUGUGUUAGCUAACGUUAGUAGGAAACCGUAAGAGGAAGCCAAUUAGUGAACUGUUUUAUCUUUAUGAUACCAAACAGUCAUCAACACUACAUAUAUAACGUUACCCGUUAAAGGCUGUGUCAAGUACCUGGGGAUUUUCCGUACUAAAUAUAGAUUGACUCGCCAACAACUUAAUUUUUCAUUUAAAAUAACAGAAACUAGAAUAGUCUUCAACGAGAUCUGUCCAUGUUCGGCAGAGGGCUUCUGUCUAAAGGGUCGUCCCGUUGUGUUCACCCCGCUUGGUAUUUAUUUGGUCGUGACAAAAAUGCUGAUGAUAUGAAAAAGUGUUACUGAAUUUUAUUUGGAUUAAUAAAUCCCAUAAAAUUAGGAAAUCUGUUUUGUCUAACAGGCGUUCUGACGGUGGACUGGAAGUUUUAGAUUUCGAAGAAUUAGUUGAGAAUUAGAAUUAGUUGGUUAAAAAAAUGUCUCCGUAGUAAUAACUCAGUAUAGUGCUAUAUUUCGUAGAUUGGGUGGUCUUUCUUUUAAAAUGCAAUUUCACCCCUUUUAAAUCGCCGAUCUCUCUCGCUCUAAUUUUCAUCAACAAGAUGUACUUGCUUGGAAACUGUUAUGUGCACAACUUUUCUCCCAACAAAGUAAUUCUUUGGAAUAAUUUGAACAUUUUAAUCCCUGGAAAAUCUUUUAUUUAUUUAUUUUUUUUUAAUAUUGACAAGUGGUAUGACAGAGGUAUUGUUUUCGUUUUGGAUUCAUUUAAAAAUUCUGGUACUAUACUGGAGUAUGAAGAAUUUAUGACUUUGUAUAAUCUUCCCCUGCCAGCUAGUUCUUUCAAUUCUGUUAUCAAAGGUUUGAUAUCAUGUCAAAGGUGUCUAUGGGUAAAGUACUGCUCCGAAAUGUCAUCAGACACACAGAUGCCCAUAACAAGAUUCAAGAGGAAUCUGAGAUGUGGAAAAUGAGGGACCUUGAGCGACAGACCUUGUCUGCUCAUCUCCCAAAGCACAGGGGUGGCAUGCACUGUGACCGUUAUUUGGAAGGCUCAGAGGGGUCCAUGCGAGAGCGGCUUGGAGACAGGAGAGAUGAGAUGUCUGAGAGAGAUGAGAAGGAGGCACGAUACUGGACGCAAAAACUGUACGAGUUUGAAGCCAAUGAUCCUGACAGGUGGGGCCACAGUGGAUUUAAGGAGCUUUAUCCAGAGGAAUUUUAUUCUGAUGGAGAAAAAGACUGCAGUGAUAGUAAACACAGAAGGAAAAAACACAAGAACAAACCAGACGCUGACAUAGAGAAAUCUUCCAAGAAGUCCUCUAAGAAGAAGAAAAAGAAAAAAGAGAAGAAGAGAAGGAAGUCAGCUGCCUCAGGCUCUGAGACCUGCAGCGGUGAGGAGGACACCGGCAGGAGGAAACAGAGGAGGAAGGGAGGUAAAAGCAAGCAUAGGAAAAAGGAGCACAAAAACAAAGACAGAACCGAGGACAGCCAUUCAGACACAAGGACGAGAACGCACAGGAAGAGAGACUGCCCUGAAACGGACACGCUGCCCGAACCUCAAAGGAAAAAGCGGAAAAACUGGAAAGUGGCGAAUGAGGAGAGAUCAGAGGAGAGCUCUGAUGCUUGACCAGGCUAGACGCAUUUUUAACAGUGCAUAUCAUUCAUAUUCGGGAGACCCUGAUCAUGGGCUUUAUACCUCACCAAACAGACACUUGAUGGCUUUUUUCCACCAUGUUUGCAUCCCGGAGAAUUUGUCUUAUUUUUAUGAGGUUGUAUAUUUUCUAAACAUUUUUAAAUAUCUUUGAACAUUUUCUUUUACUAUUUGUCAGACUGAAAAACUUUUAUUGUCGUAUAAAAAACUCAGGUAUUCUUCUGCCACGUGUGAAAUUGAAUUGAUUUUUUUUUUUUUUUUAAAUACUUUAACCUGCAAGCUAUGACAAUACAAUUGUGUGUGUGUGUGUGUGUGUGUGUGUGUGUGUAUAUUAUAACUUUUUUUUUUUUGGUGCCAAACAACAUUUGUGUGUUCAGUUUGAGUAAAGUAUGGCAGUUGUCCGGAAGGUGGCCCUGUAGCUCCAUCUCAAAGCGAGGCUGCCUGAUUUUCUUUUAAUGACUUGUUUUGAACGGUUUCUUGUAAACGCUACUGUUUACUUCCGACGUUUACGGAUAAUGGCUACUUCCCCUUGCUAAUGUGUCUGCUUUCACUGAUUCAUUUGCACUAAACUGCCAAAGUUCAAACAUUCAUGUCAUGUAAAUGUAAUGUCAUUAAAGCUGACUUUUGAA
This is a messenger RNA of Cyprinus carpio (common carp), 2348 nucleotides long. RefSeq lists its product as uncharacterized. NCBI's taxonomy places the organism in Eukaryota, Metazoa, Chordata, Actinopteri, Cypriniformes, Cyprinidae. The record is from RefSeq and is a predicted model, not a curated record.